AUGAACAUCUUCCAGCACGACAUCCAACAUGUGGGCCACGGAAACGUGGUGGCGAUCCUGGGUGCACAGUGGGGAGACGAAGGGAAGGGGAAGAUCAUUGACAUCCUGUCCAAGCACUCAGACAUCACAUGCAGGUUUAACGGAGGGGCGAACGCAGGGCACACAAUUUCUGUGAAUGAUAAAAAGUACGCUCUGCAUUUGUUGCCCUGUGGAAUUUUAUACGAAAACAAUAUUUGUGUGUUAGGGAACGGAAUGGUGAUCCAUGUAAAGUCUUUAAUAAAAGAAAUAAAUUCAAUUGGAGGAAAUAUAAUGAAUAGAUUAUACUUGUCGGACAAGGCACACAUUCUAUUUGAUAUUCAUCAGACCAUCGACUCGAUACAAGAAAAUAAAAAACUCAAAGAAGGCAAACAGAUUGGAACCACCAAGAGAGGAAUUGGCCCAUGUUAUUCGACUAAGGUUUCUAGGGUAGGUAUACGCCUUGGCUCAUUAAAAAAUUUUGAACAUUUUAAAAAUUUGUAUUUAAAACUGAUUGAUAAUUUAAUGGACCUAUACGAUAUAAAGGACUACAACAAGGAGGAAGAAUUGAAGUCUUUUUACGAGUACCAUUUGUUAUUAAACGAUAGGAUCAUAGAUGUAAUUUCUUUCAUGAAUAAUCAGUUGAAUGAAAAGAAGAAUGUUUUAAUUGAGGGAGCUAAUGCAGCCAUGCUAGACAUAGACUUUGGUACUUACCCCUACGUAACGAGCAGCUGCACAACUGUUGGAGGUAUUUUUUCAGGCCUCGGGAUAAAUCAUAAGAAGUUAAAUUUGACUGUAGGGGUUGUUAAGAGUUACUUGACCAGGGUUGGGUGUGGACCCUUUAUGACAGAGCUCAACAACGAAAUUGGUGACUAUUUACGGGAAAAGGGUCACGAGUAUGGUACCACAACUAACAGGCCCAGAAGAUGUGGAUGGCUGGACAUCCCAAUGUUACUCUACGUUAAAUGCAUCAACUCCAUUGACAUUAUAAAUUUGACUAAGCUGGACGUUCUGUCUGGGUUGAAGAACAUUUCCCUCUGCGUCGGUUAUCGCAGCAAAGCCACAGGCGAGCUACUGCAAAAGGGGUGCUACCCCGUGGAUGAGGACGCGCCGGAGAACUACGAACCUGUGUAUGAACAAUUCGAAGGGUGGGAGGAAGACAUAUCCAAGUGCGAAACGUUUGAACAAUUACCCAAAAAUGCUCAAAAAUACGUCUUGGCGAUAGAAAAGUAUGUGGGCUCGCCCAUCGUGUGGAUCGGAGUCGGAGCCAACCGCAAUAACACCAUUACCAAGAAGUGA
This is a messenger RNA of Plasmodium fragile, 1314 nucleotides long. Its product is annotated as adenylosuccinate synthetase. The record is from RefSeq and is a predicted model, not a curated record. The transcript has 2 exons. Bases 1 to 1314 code for a protein of 437 amino acids. Gene Ontology annotation, biological process: 'de novo' AMP biosynthetic process; IMP metabolic process. Lineage: Eukaryota; Apicomplexa; Aconoidasida; Haemosporida; Plasmodiidae. Gene Ontology annotation, molecular function: adenylosuccinate synthase activity; GTP binding. Gene Ontology annotation, cellular component: cytoplasm.